UAGAAGUGUGAGAGAAAAUGUAUGUGACACGACCACUUUCCUUGUACAAAAAGAACCCUGGUGCUCUUUCAGAACCCCCUCCAAAGGGGCCAAAUUCAGGUUAUCUUGUAAUCUUUGAUGAAGAAGCUCAGACAUACUCUUGUUUUGGUUUGUGCAAGGAUGACAGCAUCACUGAUCUUCCUUUCCCUCAGAACAAAAACUUAACCAUCAACUAUGGAAGCGAUGAUGAAGAAUCCUUGUUCGUUCCAGUGUUGAAUCAGCCACUGUCUUCCAACCGCUACUAUGUUAUAAGAAGGAAGGGGAAGCAUCGAGGCCAAGCUAGCACAAGUUCGAAGGAAGAGGACGCGAGCACUUGUUUAUGCUGCACUUUUACUCGAGAUGUUAAACCAAGACCUUUGGAUCCCUUUGAUGAUUAUCAGCAAGUUGAAAUAAUCAAGAAGAGUUAUGGUUUUCAAGCAAAAUCCGCUGCCCCAGAUGGAGUUCCUCCUGGUUUACUGAGGGUCAAAGGUUGGACUGUUAGAUCACACACUCCUAGCAGUUACAUUUUGGAUGAAGCUUUGGGAUUGAAUGAAUCCUUACGUUCAAGGUUACCAGAUUUCAACUUUUCUCUAUACAAUGAUCGUUCUGAUUCAGUGGUUGUUGGAAAGUGGUAUUGCCCUUUUAUGUUUGUGAAGGAAAGAAUGAAAUUAAAGGAUCAGAUGAGAAUGUCAGCGUUCUAUGUUUUGACACUUGAGCAAAGAUGGGAAAAGAUAUUUUCAAAGGAAAAUGGAAACAGUGGAGAAAAUGGUGUGCUUGUAGAUGUUGUAAUUCAAACAGAAGCUGCCAAGGUUGCUGGAAAGGAUGCUGUUUGGGAUGAAAAUGGUGUGGUUGAUGGGGUGUUGUGGUUUAAGAGUUAUGAUGGUGAGGGAGCAGAGACAAGUGUUGGAUUGAGUGUAGAAAUUGUUGAGAGAAUGAAAUGGGAACAAGAAAGAGUUGGAUGGAUUGCAGGGAAUGAAAGACAAGUGAGAGUAGAAAGAGUAGAGGAGUUUGGAGGAACUGACAAGUGGAAGAAUUUUAGCUGCUAUGUGUUGGUGGAAAGUUUUGUAUUGAAGAGAAUGGAUAGAAGAUUGGUGCUUACUUAUGAUUACAAGCACACACAUCAAAUUAGGAGCAAAUGGGAGUGAUCAUUACUUUCUCAAAUCUCUUGCUUAGUUUAUUUUGUUUUUCUUCUUAACUGUAUACCUUAAUGUUUGAUUCUUGUUAUUCUAAAUUAUGUUAUACACUUAUACUUAUACAGCUUAUUUAUGCUAUGCAACUUCUAUUACAGCCAACUCUGUUUUGGCUCUAGUGAGUUUGUAAUGAGAAUAAAAGACAAUAUUUAGAGUUUCCUAG
This is a messenger RNA of Gastrolobium bilobum, 1371 nucleotides long. RefSeq lists its product as uncharacterized. NCBI's taxonomy places the organism in Eukaryota, Viridiplantae, Streptophyta, Magnoliopsida, Fabales, Fabaceae. The coding region runs from base 18 to 1163 and encodes 381 amino acids. The record is from RefSeq and is a predicted model, not a curated record. The transcript is spliced from 2 exons.